AGUUUGACCCCUUAUCCUUCAAGUUAAAAACAGUCUUUCAAAAACUUGUCUUUCCAAAAAAACAAUUAAACCAGUCAAACCUCUUUAAAAACUGGUGUCAUGGCCAAUUCGUGAUUCGAAUAGUCCAACUCGAAUUGGUCAAAAUGGGUAAAAACCCGAAUUUUGUAACCAGUUCCUACUAAAUUUUCUGCUUAUUUUUUACUUUUAAAGACAUUCAAUUUACAUAAUGAUGAAAGAAUAAAAAAGGAAAAUCUUUGAACUAAUUGAAUUGGAAACUCAUCCAAUUCACUCAACGGUUCGCUUUUUAAAAUAUUGGUUAAAAAGAAGAAGGGACAUUAGCUAUGCUGAGUAAGUACAUGAUUCUAACUGUCAAACCUUUCUUCUCCUGCCUUUCUUUUUCCCCCCUUCAUUGUAAAGUCUUUCUUGAAUCAAAAAUCAAAAAUUAAAAAAAAAAAAAAAGAAUCCCAUACUUGUAGAAAAAUAAUCUGUUCGUCCUCUCUCACUUUAACUUUUGUGGAUUUCAUUUUUCAAAAAAUACAUAUUAUAGAACUCAACCUGCAUAAAACUGAGGCAGAGAUGCCAUUUUAAUCUCCCCAAAGCUACUCCUAUAAGUCCUGUUCAUGCAAUCAUUGAAUAGCUUAAAGCUUGAUUUCAUUCCAAUUGGAGCAUCCCCUAUGGAGUGAUGAGUGGAAGCAGAAGCACGGAACCCCAAACUCCACUCCUUGCCACUGAUAAUGAACCAGUGGAUGGUUAUACUGAUUACAAGGGCUGUCCAAUUAAACGAUCCAAAUCAGGUGGAUGGAGAUCGGCAUCUUGCAUCCUCGUUUAUUCUGCGAAUUAAGCAGCAGAAACAGAGAACUUCCACUCGACUUAAGAGGAAGAAGAAGUGAUUAUUGCAACUGAGACAUGGGAAAAAUGUAAACUGAGCCUUAAUAUGAAGUGGUUUUUUGACUGUGUGGAUGUACUUGAUUUACAGCUGCAAGAAGUCUUGAGAGGUUUGCAUAUUUAGGAAUAGAAUCAAAUCUCAUUAACUAUCUGACCGGGCCAAUCGGAGAAUCUGUUGCAACAGCUGCGGCUAAUGUCAAUACAUGGGUUGGCGUAGCUUCACUUGUACCAAUUUUUGGAGCAUUUGUGGCCGAUUCCUUCCUUGGCUGCUACAAGUCAAUCAUCAUUGCUGCCAUUCUCUACAUCUUGUUACCGGAGCUUCAGAUUCCCAAGGUAGAACCAAGAAUGAAUUAGGGCCUGAAUCACCUGCUAUGCAUAUCAAAGCUUUGUUUUUUGGAUCACUGUAUCUGAUCGCACUGGCGCAAGGAUAUAACACCUUUCUUCAAGCCUUUGGAGCCAAUCAAUUUGAUGAAAAACAUCCGGAAGAGAGCAAAGCCAAGAGCUCAUUCUUCAACUGGUGGUUUUGUGUCGGGGCCAUGGGUGCAAUAGCUACACAUUUAAUCUUACCAUACAUUCAGGACAACAUAAAUUGGGGCAUUGGUUUUGGGAUUCCAUUUCUGGCCGUGAUAGUCGGGCUUAUCCUGUUUUUACUGGGAAACAAAAUGUAUCGAUUUCCUGCCACAAUAGGUGAUAAAGAGGUAGAAAUCCGUUAUGGGAAGAAGGACAAGGGAUUCAAGAAAAGCAUAAGUGCUUUGUACAUUGUAGCUCCCUCAUCAAGCCGUGAAGAAAGCCUUCUGCAUGGCGAGUUUCUCAAGGAUGGCUCACCUCCUGCAGGCGAUGAUUCAACAAACAUUAAUGAAACCUCUAGCAAGACUAAAGAAAUAAAGGAAGUUUUAAGGCUGUUUCCAAUAUGGGUAACUUGUUUAACGUAUACAAUUGGGCAUGCUCAAUCCUGCACAUUAUUUACUAAGCAAGCUACAACACUUGACAGAUCAAUAGGGCAAAGUUAUAGUAUACCAACUGCAGCACUUCGGAUUAUCAUCGCCCUUUCUGUAGCGUUCUGUAGCAUAAUUUAUGAUCGAAUUUUCAUCCCAAUUGCGAGAAGGAUAACAAGAUAUCCCUAUGGGAUAACAAUGCUUCAGAGAAUAGGAAUUGGCAUGGCAAUAUCUGUCCUGAACAUGGUCAUUGCAGCUGUGAUUGAGAAGAAAAGACUCAAAACUGCUCGAGAUUUUGGUCUCCUCGACAUUUCUAAUGCAACAGUUCCCAUGACUUUUUGGUGGUUGGCGCCUCAAUAUUUAUUAUUUGGACUCGUUGAUGUGUUGAUUAACGUAGGAAUGCAGGAAUUCUUCUAUGAUCAGGUGCCUACAGAAUUAAGAUGUUUAGGCCUCUCUUUUUCCCAGGGGGCCAUAGGCAUAGGCGAUUUCUUGAGCAGCUUUCUGGUCUCUAUGAUUGACAAAAUUACAAGCCAAGGGAGUAGAGAAAGUUGGUUCUCAGAUAACUUAAAUCGAGCACAUGUUGAUUACUUCUAUUGGCUGCUUGCUGGAAUAGGUGUUGUGGGUUUAAUUGCAUUUGUCUGUUUAGCAAAAUCUUACAUUUAUAGGGAACCAAAUAAUAUCAAAAACGAUUCUGAUGUAUAGAUUUACAUGUACUGAUUAAAGUAGGAAUGCUGAAAGUUUUCUAUGAUCUAGUGCCUACUGAAUUAAGAUGUUUCGGC
This is a messenger RNA of Coffea arabica (coffee), 2599 nucleotides long. RefSeq names its product protein NRT1/ PTR FAMILY 5.10. The record is from RefSeq and is a predicted model, not a curated record. NCBI's taxonomy places the organism in Eukaryota, Viridiplantae, Streptophyta, Magnoliopsida, Gentianales, Rubiaceae. Gene Ontology annotation, molecular function: transmembrane transporter activity. Gene Ontology annotation, cellular component: membrane. Gene Ontology annotation, biological process: transmembrane transport.